Symbiodinium natans is the source of this 1488-nucleotide messenger RNA. The record is from the annotation of a GenBank genome assembly. NCBI's taxonomy places the organism in Eukaryota, Dinophyceae, Suessiales, Symbiodiniaceae.
AUGGCCUCUGAUAACUCCAGCUCCUCCCAAGGGCAGGGUGCCCGGGUCGUGCCUCGAUAUUACAUCAACGCCUGGGAGAAGAACCCGUACAAAUGGCAGCAUCACAAGUACCACCGUGUCCGGCAGCGGCAUCGGGGGAAGUGGUGCUACAUCGGGGGUCCCCUGAGCGGGGUGCAGCUGCCUGGCUGGCCCGAACCUUCGCUGCUUCCGCCUCGGGCGCUUGUUGACACUGCGCAGCGCGCGCAAGUUGAGCGCUUGGAGGACAAAGUCUUUUGGCAGCAGGUCGCCGAGCGGACAGUCCAGCUGCGCGACAUUAUGGACGUAGGUGACCUGGCAGUGAUCCUGGACACGCUCUUGACUGCAAACCACCGCCACACCCACCUGAUGAAGACGAUCUCUCGAGAAUUGAUUGAGGAUGUUGACAAGUUGUCGCUGGUGGAAGCGGCUGUGAUCUUGAAUGCGUAUGCGCACUUCAACUGUGUGAGUGAGCUGAUGCUCGAAGCCUUUGCCAAGCAUGUAACCCGCCUCUUGCGUGAGCAGCCUUACACCACCGUGGAAGACACCGACAGGUACGGGUCAAUGGCUGCAGACCCUCAGACCUUGGCCGUUCUAUGCAAGGCGUUCGCCAGUUUGCACUUCAAGGACUCCGAAAUGCUCAAAGCAGUGAAUUCGGUCCUGCUGGAGCGAAUCGAGGAGUCCGCCUUCGGCUCAGUGGCCGAGGUGCUGACGGCCUUCGCAGAGCUGAACGAGCCGUUUGAGGCACCGAUUGAGUUCUGGAUGGCCCUGAGGGACAAGGUACCCGGUAGCCAGAUGCGGUUCCUGUGUCCAACCAUGCGGGCUGCACAGCACUUGGCAGUUGCGGAGCCAGCCUUGUACGAGGCCCUGGGACAGGAAGUGGUGACUAGCCUGCAGGGCCUGCGCCCUGACACUCUGCCUGUCGAGGACACCGUGUCGACUAUGCCGGCCUUUGCCGAGCCACAGCUGGUCUCACGCCUCCUGUACACUGGCGAGGAGCAUCACGAAGAAGCCGUGCCAUCGGCUGAUGGGCCGGAGGAACCCAGGGAGGAGGUCGAUGAUAGCUUUCAGGUGGUGGCAGUCAGCCAAGAUCAAGCUGUUGUGGAUGAUGUCAUCGAGGAGGAGGAGGGGGAUGGCCCCGCAGUUCCACGAAAGAGGAGGUGGUGGUACAACGCCGUGACCCGCAAGAUGGACUCUGCCAGUGGUGGGCCCGAGGUGCCCUACUUCGCCCCAUGGAAUCCUGACGAGCGCUUCCGAAGGAACCAGCGGGGCGCCCGCGUCGCGCAGGCCCUUGAAGGCUGGGAUGCGCUGCAGCGGGCAGUUGCGGACAGCGCCCGGUCGUCGCCAUCGGCCCCAGGACCGCCAGCUUCGGAAGGAGCUCCUGCCAAGUCGGUUGAUGAGGAGCUGUUGGACAGCGCGGGCGCCUUAAAUGGGUGCUGCUUCGACUUUGUGACGGACAUCGCCCGGCCCUAA